AUGUCAAACAAACCAGAUAUAGAACAUCCAGAAAAAAUUAUCAGUUUAUCACAUAAAUUACGCCAAUUAUGCUUAGAAGAUAUUAAGCCACUGGAUCCGAAAUUAUGGGGCAUGAAAAAAUAC
Racocetra fulgida is the source of this 123-nucleotide messenger RNA. The record is from the annotation of a GenBank genome assembly. NCBI's taxonomy places the organism in Eukaryota, Fungi, Glomeromycota, Glomeromycetes, Diversisporales, Gigasporaceae.